Molecule: messenger RNA, 1320 nt
Organism: Camellia sinensis
Lineage: Eukaryota; Viridiplantae; Streptophyta; Magnoliopsida; Ericales; Theaceae
Source: RefSeq, a predicted model, not a curated record
AUGAGAGGAAGUUUAUGCGGUGAGCCGAUGGAUUUGCCCUCCAUACUUGAGGGAUAUGCUGGGGAUGAGAGCUCAUAUAAUGUGUCUGGAAGUGAUUCUGGAAGUGAAUUAGAAUUGACAAUAUCGACUCCCAGAAAGUCCUUUCACCGGAGUAACCGACCUAGACCUUCAUUUGUAAGUAGGGAGGCCAAGAAGAGACACUCAGAGAGGUGGAAGAUGUCCCAAAGGUAUCAGAAUGUUGGAGCAGUUGGUAAAGCCAGCAGGCCAGAGAAUUUUUAUCCAAUGACUGGUUUGGAUGGAUCCAGUGACAGAUUUGUUAGCAAUAAUGAAAUUGCUGAAUGGGAUAGUCCUUUGGGUAUUAGUCUUAGGGAUGGUUGGAAGGAUAGUAUCAGAAUUUCAUCCCGAUCGAGAUAUUUUGCUGCUUCAUGUACUAGCUUUGGUGGCCCUAAAACAAACAUGCAAUGUGGAACUCUUGGCCAGGACAGUUAUUUGAUGGCUGGAGAAGCCAUGAAUCGGGGUAAAAAUAAGGCAAUCAGGAGAAAUUCCAAUAAGAAAGAAGAUUGUUCAUCUAGAAAAAUAAGAUCCAAUAAUAAGAAAUCUCAAUCCUCUCGCUGCACUUAUCGUGGUAGUACUGAUUCCUUCGGGGAAGAGCAAUUUAACCUAUCUCAGGUGGAGAUCAACCUUGGAAAGAAAGAUCCUGCAGAACAGAAUUCUUUAGUUUCUCAUAUGCGGACUCAUAACAUCAACGGUAAAAGUACAAUUAAUGAUGCUGAGGUGGAUGGUGGACAUGCGGAUAUGUAUUCUGAAUCUCUUGAUGAGGAGUUGCCCUCAAAACCAUCAUCUUGUUUGUUAGGAAAUCCUACUUCUUCUACCCCUGGUCCGGAGGAUUCAAAAGCACAGGAUUCAAAUGCAGAUGGACUAAUGCUUACACCAAGUGACAAAGAUGUUGGCCAAGGAUUUGUCUCGGUGUCCGAGGACAAUGAAGUAUUUAAUGAUGAGAGUUGGGAAUCUGUCUAUCUAGCUGAUGUGCUAAUCGACUCUGGAUAUGAUGAUGCUGACCCCGACACUUUCGUGUCAACAUGGUACUCUCUCGAUUGCCCUCUGGACCCUCGUUUAUUUGACAACGUCGAGGAGAAGUAUUCCAAUGAGACAACGUCAUUGAGGUCUGAAAGGAAGCUCCUGUUUGAUCGCAUAAAUUCUGGGCUCUUUGAAAUGUUCCAGCAGUUCGUGGACCCACUCCCGUGGGUGAAGCAGCCAACAGGGAAGGUGGGCCUUACAAGGCAGAAACAUGGGAUCGGUUACGAGCUGCAGGUUUGUUAA